AUGAGUUAAAUUAUAGUUGAAUUCGCAGUUCAAACGCAUGGCGAGCUUUACACUGAGAAAGUUCGCAAUGCGCUCAAAGAUGCUGGUAAAGUGCAUAUUGGUGCAGCUGAGGGCCGAGUUACUGUGGGGACAAAAGAGCCUUGGUGCAUUUUAAAGGAAAAAAUCGAAUGCCCAGGUCGAAAAGCCAUGUUAGUCGGCUUUGGUGGGCAGUCUGCUGUGGCGAUUAUAAAUGCAACUGGCAGCGAUGUAGAUCGCACCCCAAUACAGGGCAUAUUACGUUUUAGUGCGCUGACCAAGGAUCAUCCCGGCGUAGUGGUAGACGGUGUUGUGGAUGGCCUAACGCCGGGCUUACAUGGACUGCAUUACAUACACGAGGCAGGGGAUAUAUCCAGCGGUUGCGAAUCGCUCGGCGAGCCCUAUAAUCCACGCGGUUUACCUCAUGGUGGACCAGAUGAUACACCUGAUGCGCGACAUGCUGUAGAUUUGGGUAAUAUACGCGCCGAUGAUAGAGGCCGAGCAACAUUUCGUUUUGUAGAGCCAGUAUUGGCAUGUGUGUGGGAUAUCAUAGGGCAUUCGGUGGCUAUAACAGCUAACGCAGACGAUUUGGGUAGAGGUGGUAAUUCGAAGAGUCGUAUAGAUGGUAACCCAGAUGCACGCAUUGCCUGUGGUAUAAUUGCACGUUCAGCGGGAAUUUUGGAGAAUCUAACAAAAAAAAAAUGCGCAUGUGACGGCGUAACACUAUGGGAUGAACGAAAUAAGCCGAUAGCUGGUGGUGAUCGAGCGCAGAAGUUGUAA
Molecule: messenger RNA, 795 nt
Organism: Rhagoletis zephyria (snowberry fruit fly)
Lineage: Eukaryota; Metazoa; Arthropoda; Insecta; Diptera; Tephritidae
Product: copper chaperone for superoxide dismutase
Biological process (GO): superoxide metabolic process
Molecular function (GO): copper ion binding
Source: RefSeq, a predicted model, not a curated record